AUGGGUCCAAAGAAACAAUCUGCAAAGGCACCUGUCAAGGGCUUCGUAAUUGAAGAGCCCGAGGAGUUCACUCAGAUCCACAAAGAGAAGGAGGAGCGUGCAAAGGCUAGCGCCCAGAAGAUUCAGGAGAAGAAGGACCAGAAGGAGAGAGAGGAGCGUGCUAUCCAACAGAAGAAGGAGCAGGAGGCUGAGGCUUUGAAGCAGCAACAGGAGGCUCAGGAGGAGCAGCACAGAGCCACUGAGGAGAGAAAGAAAAAGGAUGCCGAGGAUUCAUCCGCCGCUGCCACCGCUGCCGCCGAGCAUCAGAGACAACAGCAGCAAAAGGAGCAGGAGCAGGCCAAGGAGGCAGCUGCCAAGCAGCCAGAGUCUGUGCCAGUUGUUGCCGUUGCUGUAUCGGCUGUCGAGCAGCUGAAGGCGGAGGAGGCGACACCAGCCACAUCGACCACAUCGACAUCAUCAACAACAUCGAUUGCAUCACCAGCGACAGAGGCACGCAAGACAAAGUCAGCAUCACAGAAGAACAAGAAGAGAAAGCAUUCGACUCAGUUGGCACCAUUCGAGAUUGUCGAACCUGUGUUUGACGACUCGGUCACUGGCUCACCAGCCGAGAUUAGCAACAACAACGAGGAUGUCAUCCGUUUGAGAUCAUCCAAGUUGUCAAAGCCACAACAGAAGAAGAAGCCCAAGACCAAGAAGGGCACUCCAACCUCUUCACCACUCAUCACCACUCCACAGCCACAGCACGCAUCAGUGUCACCAAUCGAUACCAGCAACAUUGCUGUCGUCGCCGCCGCCAAACCAACCGAAGCACCAACCACUACCACAACUACCACCACCACCACCGCCACACCAACUGCUGAGCUCAUCCCAUCACCAAAGCCACCAAAGGCCGUCAAGACUGCUGCUGCUGAGCCAGUUGCCAAGCCAGCCGCCAAGUCAGCUGCCAAGCCACAAGCACAAAAGGCCAAGAAGCCAGCACAACCAAAGGGAUUCACAAUUGUGGAGCCAACUUUCGAUGAUGUUGAGGUCCAGCCAAAGGCUGUCGCCGCUGCUCCAGCUGCUGCUGUUGCAUCCAAGUCAGAGGACUCUGACUCAAUCGCUCCAGCCACUGCCACCCCAAGCACUGCUGGAAAGAAGAAGAAGGCUGCAAAGAAGCCAGUCAAGAAGGAUGACGACGAUAUCAAUCAGCUUUUGAAGGCAAUCAACGAUCCAUCGGUCAAGCCCAAGGCAGUGAAGCCAGUUGUUGCUCCAGUUGCCGCUGCCCCUGCUGCCAAGAAGGAGGCCGCCGCCCCACCAAAGAAGAAGGAGCAAGCCAAGAAGACUGAGGCUGCCAAGCCAGCUGCCACCCCAGCCCCAUCCGCUGCCCCUGUUGUCGCCGCUACCCCUGUUUCUGCUGCCGCCCCUGUUGCCGCCGCCGCCACUCCAACACCAAAGAAGUCCGAGGCUGUUGUCACCGAGACACAGAAGACUGAUGAUGAUGCAGAGGUGAAGAGAGCAGCUGAGGAGAAGCGAUUGGCUGAUGUUGCAGAGAAGAAGCGUUUGGAUGACGAGGCAGCGAAGAAGCGUCAGGAGGCUGAGGCAGCAGAGAAGAAGAGAUUGGCUGAUGAGGCCGAGAAGAAGCGUCUGGCUGAUGCCGCAGAGAAGAAGCGUUUGGACGAUGAGACAGAGAGGAAGCGAUUGGAGGCCGAGUCAGAGAAGAAGAGAUUGGCUGAUGAGGCCGAGAAGAAGCGUCUGGAGGCUGAGGCAGAGAAGAAGCGUGUGGAGGCUGAGGCUGAGAAGAAGAGAUUGGCUGAUGAGGCUGAGAAGAAGAGACUGGAUGCCGAGGCUGAGAAGACACGUCUGGCUGCUGAAGCAGCUGAGAAGAAGAGAUUGGCUGAUGAGGCCGAGAAGCAGCGUCAGGCCGACGAGGCCGAAAAGAAGAGAUUGGCCGAUGAGGAGGAGGAGAAGAAGAGACUGGCAGCUGAGGCAGCGGCAAAGGAGGCCGAGCAAAACGUAUUGCAACAAGUCGAUGAGCCACACCAGAAGCUCUCUCAUCCAACCCUUUCAAGACCAACAAAGAGAGGAAAGUCAUUCCUGCAAGGUGUCACUGGCGAGGAGACGACCGAGGAGACCAAGACAGAGGCAGCUGAGGCCCAGCCAGAGGAGACAAAGGCUGAGCCAGCUGCUGCUGCCGUUGUUGAGACCAAGCCAGAGGAGGCCAAGCCAGAAGAGACUAAGCCAGAGGUCCAGAGACCAGUUGGUGGUGUCAACCUGUUUGGUGGUGCCAAGAUCGAUCCAUCAAGUGUUGUUCUGAAGAAGACCAACUCUUCUGCCAAGAUUGACACACCAGUUGCUGCCUCACCCGCCAAGGAGCCAUCUGUUCCAGAUUUCAGAUCAGUCCUUAAGUCAACCAAAUCAUCUGAGAAGCUUGUUGAGUCUACUCCAGCCCCAGUUGCUGCCACCCCAGCUCCAGUUGCUGCCGCCCCAGCUCCAGUUGCUGCCGCCCCAGCCCCAGUUGCUGCCACUCCAGCCCCAACCCCAGCUGCCACUCCAGUUGCCGCUGCUCCAGUUGCCGCUGCUCCAGCUGCUGCCCCAGCUGCUGCUGGUGCUUCCGAGACCUUCUCAUACGAUGAUCUCAAGGCCAAGAAUGUCCCAGCGCACGUUGAUCGUACCAAGCUCGAGUCAUACCUUAGUGACUCAGACUUCCUCCGCGUGAUGAAGGUCACCAAGGAUGAGUUCUACAAGCUCGCAGCCUGGAAGCAAUCAAACAAGAAGAAGGAGACCUUUUUAUACUAG
Messenger RNA from Acytostelium subglobosum LB1, 2775 nucleotides. RefSeq lists its product as hypothetical. The record is from RefSeq and is a predicted model, not a curated record. Bases 1 to 2775 code for a protein of 924 amino acids. The transcript has 2 exons. Lineage: Eukaryota; Evosea; Eumycetozoa; Acytosteliales; Acytosteliaceae. Gene Ontology annotation, molecular function: actin binding. Gene Ontology annotation, biological process: cytoskeleton organization.